Messenger RNA from Fusarium redolens, 1425 nucleotides. Its product is annotated as putative feruloyl esterase. The coding region runs from base 1 to 1425 and encodes 474 amino acids. The transcript is spliced from 6 exons. The record is from RefSeq and is a predicted model, not a curated record. NCBI's taxonomy places the organism in Eukaryota, Fungi, Ascomycota, Sordariomycetes, Hypocreales, Nectriaceae.
AUGCCAAGAGAAGUAGCUAUUGGCAACAGGCUUCAUUUCUCUCCAAGCAACCUCGUCGCCAACUUCUCCUCCAAUAUUCCCCUUGGUAUUUAUGCGAAUCAUGGCGCUGUAGAUGUCGUCAAGGUCAGCUACCGCAACGUUACUGUUUCCUAUACUCAUCCUGGCCGGAAUGAUUACGUCAACGUUCAGGCAGGCCUACAUCAGGCUGGUAUUAUGGCCAUGGGGGCCGCUGUCGGAGAGGGCUACGCUGCCGUUUCAACUGAUGUUGGUCUGGGCUCUCAUGUUAAUGCGACCGACUGGGCCCUUCUCAGCCAAGGUAAUGUGAACCAGGAUCUCUUUCUGAACCUGGGCUCAACUUCCGUCAACGAUGCCAGCGUGGUAGCGAAGAGCAUCAUCAAGAGCUUUUACGGCCAACCGCCCAGUUAUUCCUACUUCACUGGCUGUUCUCAAGGUGGCCGGCAGGGCAUGUUGCUCGCACAGCCGUACCCUGAAGCGUUUGAUGGCAUUGCCGCAAGUGCGCCGGGGAUUGGUUGGCCACAGGUCUUUUCUGGGGGUCUAUGGGGUACAUUCCUCAUGGACAAAUUGGGCGAAUUCCCACCGUCGUGCGAGAUCGAUGCCAUUACCGACGCCGCACUGCAAGCCUGCGAUGGAAACGACAGCGUGAUUAUGGACGUUGUUGGCACUGUGGUGGAUUGUACUGACUUGAGAGGCCCACGGCCUGUCUCCUCUGCCGCCGCAACCAUCGUUCAGGGAGUGUGGGAUGGAGCAAAGUACCAAGAUGGCCGACCUAUCUGGUUUGGUGUGUCGAAAGGCGGCUCGUUGAUUGGAUCCGUGAAUGAUCAAGCUCUUAUACCCACCAGCUGUAGCCCCAACGGAACCUGUACAUGGGGCAUCUAUCCACUAGGCGAGCAAUGGGUCACCUUGUUCGGCAUGAAGAAGCAGAAUGAGACUACUGCUAAUCUCACUCAUGAGCAAUAUGAUCGUCUCGCCCAAAGCCUGGUGCAGCAGUAUCGAUCGUUCUUGGGCACCGAUGACCCUGAUCUCUCUGCAUUUCACAAGCGAGGUGGAAAGCUUAUAGGUUAUCCAUGGAACAGUAUGGCCCCUACCGAUAGCAUCAUCCCCAUCAACGGAACGCUACACUACUAUGACGCUGUUGCGGCUCAAAAUCCCAACGUCCAUGACUUUUACCGCGUGUUUGUCGCACCAGGUAUAAACCACUGUUUCGGUGGCAAUGGGGCAUAUCCUGAUACUACUUUCGACGCCCUUCGAAAAUGGGUAGAGGACGGUAUCGCUGUGGACACACUUCCGGCCACCAGCGUAGGCAUUACGCCUGAGAUUAAGCGUACUCUUUGCCCGUACUCCAAGAAGCAGUUUUAUAGCGGUGCUCAUAAUUCGACGACAGCUGGAGGCUUUAUUUGUGCUUAG